Molecule: messenger RNA, 4457 nt
Organism: Nelumbo nucifera (sacred lotus)
Lineage: Eukaryota; Viridiplantae; Streptophyta; Magnoliopsida; Proteales; Nelumbonaceae
Product: G-type lectin S-receptor-like serine/threonine-protein kinase At4g03230
Biological process (GO): protein phosphorylation; recognition of pollen
Cellular component (GO): plasma membrane
Molecular function (GO): polysaccharide binding; protein serine/threonine kinase activity; ATP binding
Source: RefSeq, a predicted model, not a curated record
UUAUAUAAUUGGAGAGGAGAGGAUUUGAGGUUGUUAAUAACUACAGUCCAUAAAUGUCAACAAUCAAUAGAUAAAGUAUAAAACAUGUCAUGACUCAUGUGGUGAGAAUCCACAUAUACAACUCUGUUGGCUAUGUGGCUGGGUGGAUUCCAGUACUGCUAGUCUUCCACCAUGGACGUCCAAUUCGCCAUCAGCACGGCACAGCCCCUUUACUACAUCAUAAAAAUCCCAACGUCUAAGGUUUUAACCAUCAAGACAAGAUGACAAUGGGGUCCAGUCCUGGUCCGUCGGUGGCUAGAACCCGUAAGGCCGUAACCCAACCACCGUUCUGAAAGGGUCAACAAGCCAGCUGGAAUUUUUGCCAAAGGGUAAUUUCGGAAUAAUGAGCUCAUUGACUAGACUGAGUCAAUCGCGUGUCGAUAUGGACCGCAAAUUACCUUCACAGCUGCCAAGUUUGAACUGUGAAGUGACUUGAAUCCAAAUCCACCAGACCCACCGAGCACCAAGCCACAUUACUACAAGUGUGGAGCAUGAAAGAGCAAGGAGCAGCUGGAGCUAUGAGAGACGUUAUUUCCACUUUACUACCAGUCUACCAGGAUUCUUCUCUUCUUUUUCUGUUUUGAGAUAUUAAUUUAUGAUGAAUGGAAGAAGCAGCAGCCAACAUGAUGAAUUACAUCCGCAGGACUCUUACUGGUAGUGCUAGUCCCAUCUUCUUUUUCUUCUUCGUCUUAUCCUGCUCUUCCCCAUUAUUUUGCGCAGCAAGAGAUACCAUAACUGCUGAUCAACCCAUCCUCGACGGACAACAAGGAGAAACUCUUGUUUCUGCCGGAGGCAGAUUCGAAAUGGGGUUCUUCACUCCUGGAAACUCUACCAACAAGCGGUACCUGGGUAUUUGGUACCAUGAUGUGUCGCCUCAAACAUUUGUAUGGAUCGCCAACAGAAACCGCGCAAUUCCAAAUAGAACUGGAGUUUUUACCAUCGAGGACGGAGAGCUCAGGCUACGAGAUAAACCCGGAGGAUACAUUCUUUGGUCCCCAACGAUGAAGGGUUCAACUACGUUGGUUAACACGACUGCUACGCUCUUGGAUUCUGGCAAUCUCAUCUUGACAGGAGGGGUUGAUGGUGGGCAGAACGGAAGUCUCGACCCAAUAUGGCAGAGCUUCGUCGAUGAUGUUGAUCACCCCUCCGAUACGUUUCUUCCGGGAAUGACGCUUGAAGGGGGACGAAUUCUAAGAGCAUGGAGCGACGAGAGCGAUCCGACUCCUGGAAGUUUCAGUUUUCAGCGCGAUGGUUCAACGUUCUACCAGCUCAGUAUCACCAAUGAAUCAACCAUCUACUGGAAAAGCGGCGGAUAUUUUAAUGCCCCCCCCGUUCCCAUCUUGGUUGUCAGUUUGCUAUCCAAUUUCAGUUCCACUGCUAACAGAUCCACUAAUAACACAAAAAGUUGGUACAGAAAUAUCAACAAUGACUCCACGAAACCCGAUUACACAACGAGACUGGUGAUUGACCCAUCAGGUCAAAUCAAGUAUCUUACUCUAAAAGACGACGUCUGGAAUUUAGUAUGGUCGGAACCGAACGAUAAAUGCAGUGUUUACAAAGCUUGUGGUGCGUUUGGUGUCUGCAACAACGAAAAUAAGCCGACCUGUACGUGUUUGCCUGGGUUCGAACCCCAAAAGCCGGAGGAAUGGGGUUCCGGCAAGUAUUCAGGCGGGUGCAAGAGGAAAACAGAAGGAUGCGGGAAUGUCUUCAUCAAUUUGAACAUUGUAAAAGUUAAAGGACCAGAGUCGUCGUAUGCAGAUGCUAAGAAUGAGAUGGACUGUAAGCAAGAGUGCCGUGAUAAGUGCUGCAACGCUUACUUCUUUGAGCCUCCCCUGCGCCCCGAUAUCAAAGGCAAAGCUAGUUCGUGUUGGAUAUGGAGUGAGGAUGAGAAUAUAAAGGACCUUCAGGUAGAUUAUUCCGGCGAUAGCAGACGGAAGCUUCACAUCCUCGUGUCUUCUUCCGAUUUAGAGCUUCCCGGAAAAGAGUGCGAACCUUGUGGCAGCAGCUUGAUCCCCUAUCCUCUAAGCACAGGAACUAACUGUGGUGAUCCUGCCUACUUCAGUUUCUACUGCAAUAAUUCCACAAACCAACUUUUCUUCAAUGCAACCAAGACUACUUCCUAUGCAGUUGCUGCAAUAAAUCCGGAGACGCGAACAUUCUUGAUCCAACCACAUGAAACGCUCUGUGGAUCCCAGAGAUCUUUCGACAAAGAUCUACGCUUCCCUAAUACAUUUUACCUGACCAAUAGCAAUACUUUACUCUUCUUAAAUUGCUCCGGUCAUGUAGUACCACCGUCAUUCAAUUGCACCUCCUCCAACCCCUGCUAUAGAUUUAUGAAGGAAACACCAAGUUGUCUUAAUUCAGAGAGAUGCUGUAGCUACACAAGUGGAAAUUUGUCUUCUAAUUUGAAUGGCCUUAGUGUUUUAAGCAAUGAAUGCAGUGACUACACAGGUAUUGUCAAUUCUUAUAUUUCUUCACCUGUGAGUAGUUGGGUUGAGGGAAUGGAGAUUGGGUGGAAACCACCAGCAGAACCACCAUGUCACUCAGACUCAGACUGCAAAGACUGGCCAAGUUCAAAAUGUAGGUUGAGGGAGACAGCUACCAGAGACCGAAAAAGAAGAUGCUUUUGUAAUCCCAACUUUCAUUGGGAUCCAUUAACUAUGAGUUGCAUUAGUCCUGGUGUUGCAACACCCAAGGAACCAGAUCAUUCCGCUUCAUCUGCGAAACGGCGUUAUUUGACAGUCUUUAUAUCAAUUGCAGCUGGGGUUGUUUUGUCUUGCACCGUUAUUUUUAUUUGUUGUCUAAGAAGGAUGGCAAAAACAAAAGGUCACCGGGAAAGGGAAAACUCUGCCUUUCAAUUAGCUGCAUUAGGCCAACAUCCUACAGACAUAAUAAAUCCAGACAAGUUCGGAAAAGAUGAGAAGAGAGGCAUAGAUGUACCAUUUUUUCAUUAUAAAAGAAUAGCUGCUUCUACUGAGAACUUCUCUGAUUCAAAUAAGCUUGGAGAAGGGGGCUUUGGGCUUGUCUACAAGGGUCAAUUACCAGGAGGUCAAGAAAUAGCAGUAAAGAGGCUUUCCAAGAAUUCUGGACAAGGGCUAGAGGAAUUCAAAAAUGAGGUUUUAUUGAUUGCCAAACUUCAACACAGGAAUCUUGUCAGACUUUUGGGUUAUUCUGUCAAAGGAGAUGAAAAAAUGCUACUCUAUGAAUACAUGCCAAACAAAAGCUUGGAUUCCUUCAUCUUCGAUCGAACACGCCGGUUACUAUUGAACUGGCAAAGACGCUUCAACAUCAUACUGGGAAUUGCUCGCGGACUCCUUUAUCUUCAUCAAGAUUCUAGGUUGCGAAUAAUUCACAGGGAUCUGAAGACUAGUAAUAUUCUUUUAGAUGAGGAGAUGAACCCCAAAAUAUCAGAUUUUGGAUUGGCAAGGAUUUUUGGAGGAAAUCAGAUUGAAGCUAACACCAACAGAGUAGUGGGAACAUAUGGAUAUAUGUCUCCAGAGUACGCCUUGGAUGGUUUUUUCUCCAUUAAAUCUGAUGUCUUCAGCUUUGGAGUCGUUUUACUUGAAAUUAUCAGUGGGAAGAAGAACACGGGGUUUUAUCAGACAGAUAAGUCAUUGAGCCUGCUUGGAUAUGCAUGGAAGUUGUGGCAGGAAGACAAGGCGUUGGAUUUGAUGGACAGGUCAUUACGUGAAUCAUGCAAUACAUGCGAAGUUAUGAAGUGCAUCAAUGUUGGGCUCCUCUGUGUACAAGAAGAAGCAGAUGACCGACCAACUAUGUCAAAUGUUGUUUUCAUGCUAGGCAGAGAAACAGCAACACUUGCAAUUCCUAAACAACCAGCUUUCAUUGUGAAGAGAGUCCUGUCUAGUUCAACUUCGUCUUCUUCUAGUAGACGACAAACAAGUUCUAAUAAUCAGCAGAUAACAAUAACCAUGGAAGGACGAUAGCAGAAGGCUUUCUGUCAAAUGUAAAAGUUUUGAUUAUUUGUCUCAGAAUAAAAUCAUACUUUCACGCAUUAUACCACAGUCACUUUCAAACCAACCACAGCACAAGAACAAGGAGGAAUGCAAAGGAUUUGGAGUGUAAAGUCAGAUACAGCUAAUUCUCGGCCUAAUCUUUACCACCAUGGAAGAAGUCAGCACCGACUUCUUUAGUCCAUUACAAACCCGACUUAAAAUUUUGGUUUUCAAGGGACCCACGUGAAUCAAUUAAAAACCAAAUUUUUUUUGUUAAACCGCCUCUGUAAGGUGGUUAAUUCAUGUAUAAAUAGGGGCUCACCCCCUUUUAAACAUGCAGUAAAAAAAAUUCCCAAAUUAAAUGGUAAGAGUGGUGUGGAGGAGUCUUUUGGUGUAUUGCCUCCGAGUGAGUAUAAUUUCAAAGUUAAAAUAGUGCACAUGUAUGAUACAUUGUAUAUAUAUGUA